CACUUUAACACCAGGGGCCAGAUUCACAAAACAUUCUUAAGAAGAAAAUUAUUCUCAACCGACAUGUUUUUGCGUAUAUUCAAACUUAAGAAAAAAGUAAGGAAUGUUACCUGUUCCUAAAAAAAACCUAAGACAGUUGUUAUGUUCUCAAGAUUGAUCUUAGGAAAAAAAUUGAGAAGAAUCCAAAUUCUGGAAACAAAAGCGGUUAAGGUUGCCUCACGGUUAUCUUCAAUCUCAAAAGCAGACUGAGGUCAGAUCUCUCACAUGAAGAUGAAGAUGAAGGUGAAGAAGAGUUGUGUCCCUUCUAAAAGAGGGAUCGUGGUGAGGGGCGAGUGGAAGCCAGUGAACGUGGACCCCAGUCUGUUCUCUGACCCGUGUUUGGACGGUCUGGUGUGUUUCGAAGAACUGACGGAUUAUUCCCUGGUGGAGCCUGAAAAGACCAUUCAUGUGGACGAGUCUGUGAAGAAAACUAGAUCAGACCGAAAGAGAAAACCCAGAGAAGAGCAGCUGAAGGCUGAAGAUGAUGAUGACACUGACAGAAAGAAGAAGAAGAAGCUCAUGACAGAUGACGAGGCGUCUGUAGAUGAAGAAGAGAUGUCACAGGACCAUCACACUCCACAGACAACAUCCACACUGACAAAACAAGAGAACAAGAAGAAGCGUAAGAAGAAGAAGAAGAAGAAAGUGCGUUCAGAGGGGUGUGAAGUGAAGAGGUCAGACGGGGGUGAUGUAGGAACUGCCCCGUCUAAAAACAAAAAAUCCAAAAACAAAAACUGGAGCGACGCAGCUCAAGCAGACGCAGAGAGUCGGAACGCAGACGUGUCUGCGUGGAAAGAUCUGUUUGUACCUGACGCUGUUUUAAAAGCUCUCAGUAAACUGGGCUUUUCUGCACCCACUCCCAUUCAAGCUCUGGCCAUCCCACCGGCCGUCAGAGAUCAUUUAGAUGUUCUGGGAGCUGCGGAGACGGGCAGCGGAAAGACUUUGUCUUUUGCCAUUCCCAUGAUCCACAUGAUUCUAGAGUGGAGGAAAGGCUCAAAGCAGCAGCAGCAUCAGUCGGCAGAGACGCGUGUGGAGAGCAUUAACCUGCCGUCCAUCAGCGUGCACACAGACUCUGGCAGCGGCGCUGAUGAUGAAGAUGACGACGAUGACCCAGUGAAAGAUGAUGACGACGCUCCAGUGAAAGAAGAUGAUGAUGAAGGUGUGACGGCCGGCAUUCCAGAAGCACACGAGCGACCGCUCCUCGGUCUGAUCCUCACUCCCACUCGAGAGCUGGCCGUUCAGGUUAAACAUCACAUCGAUGCUGUCGCUCAGUUCACAGGUAUAAAAACAGCCAUUGUUGUUGGUGGGAUGGCGCCACAGAAACAGCAGCGGAUGUUGAUGCGGAGACCAGAGAUCGUCAUAGCGACGCCGGGACGUUUAUGGGAGAUGAUCAAAGAGAGACACCCUCACCUGCAGAAGCUCAGACAGCUGCGGUGUCUGGUCAUCGAUGAAGCUGAUCGUAUGGUGGAGAAAGGUCACUUCUCAGAGCUGGAGAGUCUGCUGGAGAUGCUCAACACCUCGCAGUUCAAUCCCAAGAGACAGACCUUCAUCUUCUCCGCCACGCUGACCAUGGUGCACGGACUGCCGCUGCGUCUGCAACAGAAGAAGAAGAAGAAGAAGAAGACGGCGGCCGGGAGGACGGAGCAGCGGAGCAAACUGCAGCUCCUCAUGGAGAAAGUGGGCAUGAAAGACAAACCCAAAAUCAUCGACCUGACGCGUAAAGAAGCCACUGUGGAGACUCUGACGGAGACCAGGAUCAUCUGCAGCAAGGAGGAGAAAGACUUCUCUCUCUAUUACUUCCUGCGGCGUUAUCCCGGACGCACCAUGGUGUUCGCCAACAGCAUCGACUGCAUCAAGAGACUGAACGCUCUGCUGCUGAUCCUGGACUGCUCGCCGCUCGCUCUCCACGCUAACAUGCACCAGAAACAGCGGCUGAAGAAUCUGGAGAGGUUUGCGGAGAAGGACAGUUGUGUUCUGCUCACCACAGAUGUGGCAGCGCGAGGUCUAGAUGUUCCAAACGUUCAACAUGUGAUUCACUAUCAGGUUCCUCGCACGUCUGAGACUUACGUCCACCGCAGCGGUCGCACCGCUCGGGCAACCAAAGAGGGUCUCAGCUUGCUUCUGAUUGGCCCUGAUGAUUUGAUCAAUUAUAAGAAGAUCUGCAGAACUCUGGAGAAAGAUGAAGACCUCCCUGUGUUCCCUAUUGAGGCCAGGUGCAUGACGGCCAUUAAAGAGCGAGUGAAUUUGGCCCGAAAGAUCGAGAAGAUGGAAUAUUUCCACGGUCGAGAGAAGCAGCACAAUUCAUGGGUGAGGCAAGCAGCUGAAGCGCUUGACAUCGAUGUGGAGGAUGACCUGCUGUUGGGACAAGGUAAAGAUGACGAGGAGGACAGACACCAGCAGAAGUUGGUGAAGGUGAUGAAGAAGCAGUUGAAACACAUGAUCUCACAACCCGUCUUCAGAAACACCAUGAAGACAAAAUACCCCACACAGAUGGGUAAACUACAGCUGCCUCAAGCUCCCGUCACCACGGCGACUGCAGCGUUAACCAGCUUCACUCAUCACAAACAGACUGCACGAGCGCAGCGCAAAUACAAACCCUGAAUAUCUCUGAAUAAAACAUGAAAUGAGACCUUUUGAUACCACGCCGUUCGGUUUUUCUGAACUUUUAAGCUCUCUUUAAAAGAUCAUUUUGAUAUAUUUGAAAUGUCUGUCUUUAUCAAAACUUAAAUAUGUGUUCAGCGAUUUAACUCCUGACUAACUUCCGAACCAUUCAUAACCUCAGCAGUUAACAUUCACUGCAAAAUGUUUUGUCUUAGAAGCAAACUGUUGAUGCUGGUGAUGUCACCUUUAUGGCAUUCAAUCUAGCUACAUGGUGUAAUCUCAGGGUGUGUCAGUAGGUGGCGCUGUUAUCACAUCUGCUUCAUGUCCAGUGAAAGGGAAUGACUGUAAAUUUAUUUUCAAAAAAAAAAAAUCUAUAUUUGUUACUUCUGAAAAUUUAAAGUUUCCUCCAUGUUUUUAUGUCUGAUCUUAACAGGUGUAGUAUACAGUUUCAAAUGGUAAACAGUGUUGGGUAAGUUACUCUGAAAAAGUAUUUAAGUACUAGUUACUAUUGACAUUCAGAAGAGUUAUUAGAUUAAUUUACAAAUUACUCUCUCCAAAAGUAUUUAAUAACUUAUUAUUAAUGACUUUCUAUAUCCUACAUCAACCUUGAUUAUUUCAGUGAGUCAAGGAUACAUAUA
Triplophysa dalaica is the source of this 3278-nucleotide messenger RNA. It is a transcript of the gene ddx24, whose product is annotated as DEAD (Asp-Glu-Ala-Asp) box helicase 24. The transcript has 9 exons. Gene Ontology annotation, molecular function: nucleic acid binding; RNA helicase activity; ATP binding. The record is from RefSeq and is a predicted model, not a curated record. The coding region runs from base 265 to 2640 and encodes 791 amino acids. Gene Ontology annotation, cellular component: nucleolus. Lineage: Eukaryota; Metazoa; Chordata; Actinopteri; Cypriniformes; Nemacheilidae.